Messenger RNA from Vigna umbellata (rice bean), 1856 nucleotides. Its product is annotated as aspartic proteinase PCS1-like. Gene Ontology annotation, cellular component: extracellular region. Lineage: Eukaryota; Viridiplantae; Streptophyta; Magnoliopsida; Fabales; Fabaceae. The record is from RefSeq and is a predicted model, not a curated record.
UCAACCCAUCAAAACGCGUCUUCUUUUCGCCUUUAUUUCUUCCCUUCCUCCCCCCUAUAUAUACACCAUUACAACCUGCGAUGCCAUACUCUCCUUCGACAAACACUAACAUCAUCAUGACUCCGACCCUCUUCUUCCUCUUCAUCUUCUUCUUUCCUCUUCUCUCCUCUGCACACAACUCCUUGCACCUCAACCACACCUCAUUCUCACUCUCUUUCCCUCUCACUUCACUCCCUCUCUCCACCAACACCGCCUCCAAGAUGCUACGCGACUCUCUCAUUGUCUACUCAAACCGCACCAGAAAUACCACGCGACUCGCUUCGCCUUCUUCUCCGUAUAACUACAGGCUAACCUUCAAUUACUCCAUGGCUUUGAUCGUCAACCUUCCCAUUGGGACCCCACCGCAGGUUCAGCCUAUGGUGUUGGACACCGGAAGUCAACUAUCGUGGAUUCAGUGUCACAGAAAACCACCCAAGGUGCCUCCCCCAACGGUGUCCUUUGAUCCUUCUCGCUCCUCCACUUUCUCUAAUCUUCCCUGUACUCACCCCGUUUGCAAACCACGAAUUCCCGAUUUUACCCUCCCCACUUCCUGCGACCAGAACCGCCUCUGUCACUACUCCUACUUCUACGCCGACGGUACCUACGCCGAGGGAAAUCUCGUCAGAGAAAAAUUCACUUUCUCUCGUUCCCUUUUUACCCCUCCUUUGAUCCUCGGCUGCGCCACUGAGUCCACCGACCCCAGGGGUAUUUUGGGAAUGAAUCGUGGACGCCUCUCCUUCGCUUCACAAUCUAAAAUUACCAAAUUCUCCUACUGCGUUCCCACCCGAGAAACCCGGCCUGGAUCCACUCCAACCGGGUCGUUCUACCUGGGCCACAAUCCGAACUCUCUCCGGUUUCGGUUUAUCCCAAUGUUGACUUUUUCUCAGAGUCAACGUAUGCCAAAUCUUGAUCCCUUGGCUUAUACUGUCGCCUUGCAGGGGAUCAGAAUCGGGGGCAGAAAACUGAACAUUUCGCCGGCGGUUUUUCACGCCGACGCUGGCGGGUCGGGUCAAACCAUGGUUGACUCCGGAUCCGAGUUUACUUAUCUCGUUAAUGAGGCUUAUGAUAAGGUGCGGGCGGAAGUAGUGAGGACUGUGGGGUCCAGAAUGAAGAAGGAUUACGUGUACGGUGGCAUUGCGGACAUGUGCUUCGACGGGAAUGCGAUUGAGAUCGGACGGCUGAUAGGGGACAUGGUGUUUGAGUUCGAGAAGGGCGUGGAAAUAGCGAUUCCCAAGGAGAGGGUUCUGGCUUCCGUGGAGGGCGGGGUCCACUGCGUCGGGAUUGGCAACUCUGAUAAAUUGGGUGCGGCCAGUAACAUCAUCGGGAAUUUCCAUCAGCAGAAUCUGUGGGUGGAGUUUGAUCUCGCCAAUCGCAGAGUGGGUUUCGGUGCGGCAGAUUGUAGCAGAUUGGCUCCAUAGAGGGAAACCCUUAGAUACGUGUUGGUGCAUGUACCUUACGUGUGUCAGCUGUAGGUAAUUAGGGAUUUUUGUACGAAGGAAAUAUCACGUGUCACGUGUCGAGGAGUGUGAUACCGGUGAGAUGAUGAUGAUGAUGAUGAAGAAACUAAUCACACGGUCCAAGAGCGAUGAAGAAAAAGAAAGUUCUGCAACUGUUGCCAUGAUGAUACGAUAACGUGGUUCGUUCAAGAUCGACGAGUGGGGCUGCUUUUGGAGUAUGUGUGAGGAAGCCACAUAAGUAUGUUGUACACUGUAAUAUGAAGGAGACCAUGACACAAUGUAUAUAUACGAGGAUUAAUUAGAGUAUGUCUAUUAUAUAUUUAAUAUUAAUAUAUAUGAACCAUUGGUUUGUUUUUUUAA